AUGGCUCCAAAGAAGAACCUUGAGAACGCUCGCGCCGCUCAGUCCUCUAAGGCAUCAGAUUCGAAAGGCACGCGCGCCUCAGCUCGAAUUAAUCAGCAGAAGUCAGCUUCUGAGGAGAGCGAUCUGGCCUCAGAUACUCUAUCGAAGCCAGUCGCUGAGGCACCCCGCGAGAGCCCUUGCGCUAAUUGCAUCCUUAAGUAG
Messenger RNA from Parastagonospora nodorum SN15, 201 nucleotides. RefSeq lists its product as hypothetical. The transcript is spliced from 2 exons. Bases 1 to 201 code for a protein of 66 amino acids. Lineage: Eukaryota; Fungi; Ascomycota; Dothideomycetes; Pleosporales; Phaeosphaeriaceae. The record is from RefSeq and is a predicted model, not a curated record.